Molecule: messenger RNA, 669 nt
Organism: Nicotiana attenuata
Lineage: Eukaryota; Viridiplantae; Streptophyta; Magnoliopsida; Solanales; Solanaceae
Exons: 2
Coding region: 1-669 (222 amino acids)
Source: RefSeq, a predicted model, not a curated record
AUGGACUUUGUUUCUGGACUUCCACGCACUCAAAGGAAUCAUGAUGCAAUAACUAAGAGUGCUCAUUUCUGGGCAAUCAUAAUGGACUACUCACCGGAACGAUUGGCAGAAUUAUACAUUAAUGAGAUUGUGAGGCUGCAUGGAAUCCCUGUUUCUAUUGUGUCGGACAGAAAUCCAAGAACGCCUCUUUAUUGGAACGAGGUUGGUGAAAGAAAAUUGAUGGGUUCUGAGAUUGUGCGACAAACUGAAGAUAAGGUAAAUAUCAUCAAGGAUCGCUUAAAAAUUGCUUCAUAUAGACAGAAGUCUUAUGCUGAACUUGAGAGGCGUGAUAUUGAGUAUCAAGCGGGUGAUAAAGUAUUCUUAAAGGUUUCUCCAUGGAAGAAGUAUAUGAUAUUUGGCCAGAAAGGUAAACUUAGUCCUCGAUUUAUUGGACCUUAUGAAGUGCUUGAGAGAGUUGGCGCAGUUGCUUAUAAACUAGCUCUUCCACCUGAGUUAGACAAGAUUCAUAACGUUUUCCAUGUUUCUAUGCUUAGAAGAUACCGCUCAGAUCCAUGUCAUGUUCUUCCUAUUGAAUCUGUUGAGGUCAAUCCUGAUUUGACCUAUGAAGAAGAACCUAUCCAAAUCUUAGCGCGUGAGUUAAAAGAGAUUAGAAACAAGAGCAUCCCUUAG